Molecule: messenger RNA, 438 nt
Organism: Salvelinus namaycush (lake trout)
Lineage: Eukaryota; Metazoa; Chordata; Actinopteri; Salmoniformes; Salmonidae
Product: ataxin-7-like protein 1
Exons: 5
Coding region: 1-363 (120 amino acids)
Source: RefSeq, a predicted model, not a curated record
AUGGCGCUGAAGAGCUCUUCUUACUGCGAAGGAGAGGAAAAAAGCAAGCAACAAGAAGGAAGUGCAAUGGCGACAUUGGAUCGCCAACUACCAAAUCCGGAUACGUUCCUGUGCAAACCUUGGUCAACUUUUAUCAGCGCAGCAAAAUUACACUAUUCUGACAACUCACUCGUCGAAAAGCACUUGAAAGAGCUGUACAACAACUGGGACGGAACUAAACUCCGUAAAGAAGAGAUGCACGUGUUUGGACAGUUUCCCAACCAGGAGGAUUUCUGUCUCGUCGUCUGCAAUGUCUGCAACCAAGUGGUCAAACCCCAGGGCAUCCUCACGCACUACGGUGUCUGGGGAGUAGAGUCCCAGUGAGGCAGAGAGAGUAAAGGACCCCCCCACCUCCUCCUCCUCCUCCUCCUCACCCCCCCCCUCCCAAAGACAUGCAUA